GCACUGGUGGGCAGCACUGGUGGGUGGGCACAGGUGGGUGGCACUGGUGGACACAGGUGGGUGGGCACAGGUGGGUGGCACUGCUGGGCACAGGUAGGUGGCACUUCUGUGCACAGGUGUGUGACACUGCAGAGUGGCACAGGUGGGUGCAUUGCUGGGCACAGGUGGGUGAUUUGCUGGGCACAGGUGGGCGGAGCUAGUGGGCGCACCGCUGGGCACAGGUGGGCGGAACUUGUGGGUGGCACUGCUGGGCACAGAUCAUCAGGGCACUGAUCAUCAGUGCCCUGAUGAUCGCGUGUCAUUGGACACCGCUGAUCAGGUGGUAAAAGGCUGCUGUGAUUGGC
Staurois parvus is the source of this 344-nucleotide messenger RNA. The record is from the annotation of a GenBank genome assembly. Lineage: Eukaryota; Metazoa; Chordata; Amphibia; Anura; Ranidae.